UCAUUAACCUUCCCCACUAUCACGAACUCUAAUUCAUCCAACCCCUCUCGUUCUUCUACAUGCUUUUCGCUGGGGCACAUACCCACUGUCAAAUUUGCACCGCUUCCAUCACCAGAACAUACUGGGAGGCGCUCGACUUUGCCGCUCGGGGUAGUGGCCCGUUCGCGGAGAAGGCGUCCCGCGAGGGAAGGCCGCCAGCAAGGACGGACUUUGUGGGAUCCUGCUGCAGACCCACUGCUGGAGGAUCCGCUUAUCACUCUGGGGAAGUUCGUGAAAAGCGCAACCAAAAGUUUAUGGCGGCGCGUGAGAGAGAGG
This is a messenger RNA of Suillus clintonianus, 315 nucleotides long. RefSeq lists its product as uncharacterized. The record is from RefSeq and is a predicted model, not a curated record. The annotation marks the transcript as partial. The transcript has a single exon. NCBI's taxonomy places the organism in Eukaryota, Fungi, Basidiomycota, Agaricomycetes, Boletales, Suillaceae.